Messenger RNA from Oncorhynchus mykiss (rainbow trout), 2999 nucleotides. RefSeq names its product testis-expressed protein 264 homolog. The record is from RefSeq and is a predicted model, not a curated record. Gene Ontology annotation, biological process: reticulophagy; protein-DNA covalent cross-linking repair. Gene Ontology annotation, cellular component: replication fork; nucleus; endoplasmic reticulum membrane. Lineage: Eukaryota; Metazoa; Chordata; Actinopteri; Salmoniformes; Salmonidae.
CGUCCUACCACAGAUGAUCAAUGAGCCAGAUAUCUCACAGGAUGUAUACAUGUGAAGCAUCCUGUUGGCGUUUCAACUCACUACCAAAUAUGAUGAGGAGGAAGCCCAGCGGCCGGCAGUGGGAGAAGAUGGAGCGAGAUGGAUUUUGGCCAAGAUUCUGCAAAUGUUCUCAUUGAUGAAACAUUUGAUCUGCAUAUAGUUUUCUGUUUACAAAACUAAAAUUGGUAACAAACAGUGUGGUAUGCGUUUCGUAUAAUGUACCCUUUGCCAAAGUUUCUAAAAAUUGGGAUGUUUAAAAGGAGUGCAAGAGCGGGCUUUUAUUAUUGCCCAUGCGCACUUCAGAGUAGGCGUUCCCUAACGAAUAGAUGCAAAUAAAUUCUAAAACGCGCCAAUAGGAUCUCACUAGCUUGUGCUUGGCUCUGCCCACCUCCGUGCUUGUGCUGCAGACUAUGAUUAAUUUGCUCCAUUGGAAACGACAGGCUCUGGUCUAUCUUGGGUUAGUUAUAAAAAUCUUUCGCCCUACCUUCAGUUAUCACGGAAAAUCGUAUGAAUGCAAACAACAGUUAUACGGAUUAUUCUCGUUUUUACAUCACAAGCAAUUCAUAUGCAUCUUCUUUUCAAAUCUCGGGGAUAUCUUAUUCAUGACGUUUGCGCUUUGUAGUUUGUAGACUGUCCGCAAAUUUGUACAUUCCGAGGAGGCUCUUCUUGACACUUCAUAUAGAGCUUGACAUAAUCAAAAUAGAACGUUUCACUUGGAAGAGGUUGAGUUGCAUCAGUGGCACCAGUGUUAGUGUAGAAAAUGUCUGACUCUAUUAUUUUAGCACUGAUAGUGUUUCUCAUCUUGUGUUUGAUUGUAACGGUGGUUGCAGCUGUUGUGUACUCUGGGCUGUUCACUGAGGUCAAUAUCAAGACAGGGUCGCCUUAUAUCAAAAACGUUACUAUUGCCUACAAAUUCCAUAAAGGACCGUAUAAAGACUGUGGUGCAGCUUUCACAGAGACUGUCAGUAUUGGACCAAAGCUCAAUACCAUCCGUGUGUCCUACGAUGACUCCACAGAGGUGCCCGAUGACCAGUGUCGCUACAUCAUUGGCAGUAUCCUGAGCGAGGGAGAUGAAAAGCCUGACGAAGAUCUCCAGAAGCUGUAUGAGAAGUUUGGCUUCAAUGUGCUGUCCUUCCCCGAGGUGUCCCUGGCUGUGACCACCACCUUUCCCUCCACCACCCCCCUGUCCCACUGGCUGGCACCCUACAGAGUAUACCCCGAACUCCGCAACUACAUCAUGGAGAGGCAACUCCAUGCUUGGCCAUUCAUUGAGAUCAAUACAGGGGACCUAACGCACUACAUUGCUCCGCUGUCCUCCCAGAGCGGCUUCCACCACACUGGCUUCGUUGUGCCCGAGCUCGUCACACAGACAGCGGCCAAGACACCGGUGACAGAGGAGUCCUUGGACCAGGACAGAGGGACGGAUAUUUCAGGUGCAGAGUCCCACAGUGAUGUCAGCAGCAAGCUGAGCAGCCAGGCGCAGUCAAAGAGCACAGAGACGUCUCUGGCCCACAGGGACCAGGGGGACGGGGUCGAACAGGGGCAGGGUGGAGAGCACAGGGAGCCAAGUGAAAAGGGGCAUGGGGACAGGGGCUCCAGCGAGUCAGUGGGCAGCGGCUCUUCCUUUGAGGAACUGGACUUGGUGGAAGAGAUGGUGGAGGAGCUGGAGAGAGAGUUGGGGAGGGAGGAGGAAGGCCCCACAGUGAAGGAAGGAUCAAGGGAAGCCCCAGUAGAGGCUGUAGCUGAGGAGAGGGAGCCCGUAGGGGAUGGAGAGGAGUAGAAGGGGAUGGAUGGAGCAAACUCCUCGGGUUUGAUCCUUUUAAGGUGGGAGUGAGAUUUCUUCAGCUAAUCUUGUCUUUUAUGUCAACUUGUUGGUGGAUCUGUAGCCAUACUAUUUAUCAUGACAGACAUGACAUCUAUUUCUGGACCUUUUGAACUUUCCUGUAUGUUAAACUGUAAUGUCUGUGAGUGAUAAUGACAAAACAAAGAUGGGUUGAUCAACAUUAAACAGAACUGUUGUAGGAGAUGAUACAUUCACCAGUAGAAAGUGAUACAUUCUUUGAGGGGACAAAAAUAUUGUUACAAUAUACUUGUGGGACUGAUGAAAGUCAAAAUGUCUUUUGAUUGAAGUAUUUAAAUGUUAAUAACAUUGUGUCCAAUAUGUUUAAUCAUUUGAUGUAAGAUAAUUUGUUUAUAUAUAAAUAUAAAUAAUUGAAUAUACUGUAUUUAAUCGAAUACAGUAUAGUUUUAGACAGUGGUCACCAAUCGCUCGAUCGAUGCAUUCCUAGUUGAUCACCUAACUGAAAAGCCAACGAUAAAGGCUAUGACAAAGGCCGCCACUCCUUUUUGUGUGUGUGUUAUGCUGUUGGUGGUACAGUAGGUACACUUGAUUCAGAAGCCCUGUGUGCCGGGGAGGAGAAGUGUUCCCAUUUUUAACCAUUUAAUUUGUCUGAAAAGACUAACUGCUUACUGACUGACCAAUCGGAUAGCUCAAAUCAUGUACCUACAGCUUCCAGGACCCCGGCCACAGUAGUUUUAUACUAGCCUACAUGAGAUUUCAUAUAAUUUAAAACAAUGACCAUAGAGAGACUGUCAAAUAAUACAGCAAAUAGCUGAUGUUUUUAUGUGUGAGGUCAUGUCCAAGUUUGUAUUCAGCACUGUCAACACUGUUUUUAUUCAACGCUAUUACAAAACAUAAAACACGCUUCUCCCUGCUUCCAUUCUCAAUGCAGCUGCAAUGAAUGAGUAGCCAAGUGUAUCGAUAGCCCUGUGUUUUUAUUAUUAUCAGCAGCUCAUCAUGUCUAUUUUAAUAUGGAGGAGUAUUUCACUUUCCCUGGUCAUAGGAACAACAUGAGUUUGUGCAUGAGGCAGAUGCAGUGUGACUCGACUUUUGCCAUCAGGUGGAAGACGUUUUCCCGUUUCCCGAUUUCAUGUAAUGGACAUAUACAAAAUAUUCCAAA